AUGCGUUGUUCACUCUCAGUCUCAAACUCAAACCAGUUGCUCAUCUUCUCUAAAAGGGCACCCACCAAUCUCGUAAUUCCCAACUACAGUACUUCUUGUCUUCAACUUGAUAAUAACAAGCCAAGUCCAAGAAGGUUAAGGGCAGUGUUGUCCAUAGAAGAAAUACCCCCCAAUGCCCUUCGCCGGAAGACUGACCCAUUGUGGAGAGGAGGGUUCAGUCUAGGGGUAGACUUGGGAUUGUCUCGCUCUGGUCUUGCCCUUAGCAAAGGCUUCAUUGUUCGUCCUCUCUCGGUUUUGGAAUUGCGAGGACAAAAGCUUGAGCUUCGACUUCUUGAAAUUGCAGAAAACGAGGAGGUGGAUGAAUUCAUAAUUGGGCUUCCAAGAUCUUGGGAUGGUAAGGAAACCCCACAAUCCAACAAAGUUCGUAGUGUUGCUGGAAGGUUUGCUGUUCUUGCUGCUGACAGAUGUUGCGACUGGGAUGGUGCUUCACAAUACCUUAUUCUGCAUGUUUUGUUGAUGCUGCGUCUUACCUUGCAUAAAUACAGGGGCCUCGGCAAGUCUACUCGGCAAAAGAAAGUUGAUGCCUAUGCUGCUGUGGUGCGCUAUCACAUUUUAUUUCAAUCUCAUGCCGAGGAGAUUUCGAUGUAUGCAUAG
This is a messenger RNA of Dovyalis caffra, 654 nucleotides long. The record is from the annotation of a GenBank genome assembly. Lineage: Eukaryota; Viridiplantae; Streptophyta; Magnoliopsida; Malpighiales; Salicaceae.